AUGCAACACUUCCUUCCGACAGGAAAAGUUCUUCCUUCCGACAGGAAAAGUUCUUCCUUCCGACAGGACACAAACGAAUGUCCGACGUCCCUCUUCCUGAACGCCUUCCAAAGCCAGAGGAACCUAAAGAACCAUAACAGUCCCCUCAGUUCCAGCAAGUACCUCCGAAUUACUACCAAUUUCCACCUCAAGGUUACUACCCACCACAAGGCUUCCCGAACUACCCUCCUCAGCCUAUGCCUUACUGCCCCAACCCUUGGUUGUUCCAGCAAGCUCCACCCCAGCAAUUCCAAUCUCAAUCCAAAUCGAAGAGAGACCAAGAGUUCGAAGAAGGUCUGA
Molecule: messenger RNA, 339 nt
Organism: Trichomonas vaginalis G3
Lineage: Eukaryota; Parabasalia; Trichomonadida; Trichomonadidae
Exons: 1
Coding region: 1-339 (112 amino acids)
Source: RefSeq, a predicted model, not a curated record